AUAACAAAACACAAACAGCACAUCACUUCCCGUGUGGUCCCAUUCUACAGCCUGUCAAACAACACUAAUUUUUCUCUCACAGUCCCUUUCCUUCCUUCUCAACCCCUAAACCAUUAACCAAAAGCUAACUCACACUCACAAUCUCCAUUGAAAAACCUCUCAAGACUCAACAACAACCAUACCCCACAAUACACGCCACUUCACUUUACCUUCUCUUCUCUUCUUCCCACCUUCUCACUCUCUCAUUUUGCCACCAAAAAACCACUAUCAUUGUUUCUCUCAAUCUUCACCAGAGACCAAAAUGGAAUAUCCCAAUUCCAUCUAUGGUCUCUUCUUCAUCCUUUUCCUAAUCCCAAUCCAUUCCGCAUUCACUCACAAUUCAACCUCAACCGUUCAGAUCAACUCCAACUCCAUCCUCGUUGCGCUUCUGGAUUCUCAUUACACCGAACUCGCGGAACUCGUUGAGAAAGCUCUUCUCCUUCAGAAACUUGAAGAAGCUGUUGGUAAUCACAACAUCACAAUCUUCGCUCCAAGAAAUCAAGCUCUUGAACGUGACCUAGAUCCUGAAUUCAAAAGAUUUCUUCUCGAACCACGGAAUCUGAAGUCUCUUCAAAUGCUUUUGAUGUCUCACAUUCUUCCUUCAAGAAUCGCUUCUCAUCACUGGCCGGAAAAUAGUCUCCGUCAUCAGACACUCUCCAACCACCGUCUCCAUUUAACAACAAACCCUUCCGGUAAGAAAUCUGUUGAUUCCGCUGAGAUCCUCCGCGCCGACGAUGUUCUCCGUCCCGACGGUGUCAUCCACGGUAUCGAACGUCUCAUUGUACCUCGCUCCGUACAGGAAGAUUUCAACCGGAGAAGAAAUCUUCGUGAUAUAUCAGCGAUUCUCCCGGAAGGAGCACCGGAGGUAGAUCCAAGAACAAACCGGCUAAAAAAACCAGCACCAGUCCCUGCCGGAGCUCCACCGGUGUUACCAAUCUACGAUGCUUUAGCACCAGGUCCUUCUCUAGCUCCGGCACCGGCACCAGGACCGGGAGGACCACGUCAUCACUUUAACGGAGAACGUCAAGUGAAGGAUUUCAUUCAAACUCUUCUUCAUUACGGUGGUUACAAUGAAAUGGCGGAUAUUCUUGUAAACCUAACGUCGCUUGCAACGGAAAUGGGUCGUUUAGUUUCUGAAGGUUAUGUUCUAACCGUUUUGGCUCCAAAUGACGAAGCAAUGGCGAAGUUAACGACCGAUCAAUUGAGUGAACCAGGUGCACCGGAACAGAUCAUAUAUUAUCAUAUAAUUCCAGAGUAUCAAACGGAGGAGAGUAUGUAUAACGCUGUUAGGAGAUUUGGGAAAAUUAGUUACGAUACACUCCGUUUGCCUCAUAAGGUUGUUGCUCAGGAAUCUGACGGUUCCGUUAAAUUUGGUCACGGUGAUUCUUCUGCUUAUUUGUUUGAUCCUGAUAUUUACACCGACGGGAGAAUUUCCGUUCAGGGUAUUGACGGUGUUCUUUUACCACCGGAGGAAGAGAAUGAAGAUGAAUCAGCCUCAAUUAGCCGUGCAAAAAUUCCACUUGUUAAAGUUGCUACUAAACCAAGGAGAGGGAAGUUGCUGGAACUCGCAUGUAGCAUGGUUGGAGUCUGCUCAUGAAUGAAAUCGCUUUCUCAACUAAUCGCUUAAAAAUAGAAAAAAAAAAUUAUAAUAAAAAAAAGAGUGAAUUUAUAUGUAAACUUGAUGAAUGUUGUAGAGUUAUUAAUCAUUUUCAAUACAAAGGGGAGCGAUUGAGUUGCAAGAUUUCGGUGGGAACUCACACAGAAGAUAACAAAUUUUCUGUCAUUUUGUUUCAUACUGUAAUUACAUAUCAUUUUUUUAUUAAAUUUUUAUAUUUUAUGUUGAUUCACUGUCUCUGUAUGCAUAAAUAACACCUUCAAAUACGACACUAUCCUCUCUCGGUUGCAUUAUAUUUUUUCCCCUGUUUGUAUGUGAAUCAAAAAAAUAUUAUUAUCCCUUCAA
Messenger RNA from Trifolium pratense (red clover), 1999 nucleotides. RefSeq names its product fasciclin-like arabinogalactan protein 15. The coding region runs from base 302 to 1636 and encodes 444 amino acids. The record is from RefSeq and is a predicted model, not a curated record. NCBI's taxonomy places the organism in Eukaryota, Viridiplantae, Streptophyta, Magnoliopsida, Fabales, Fabaceae. The transcript is spliced from 3 exons.